GAACUCAGUGAUUUUUAUCAGGCUGCCAGAGAAACUGGAGUAAAAUCACCAGCAGUGAGUGUAUGUGCGUGUGUUAGUGUGAGUGCGUGUGCAGGAUACAGGAUUGAAUAUUACUCACAAAAUUAUACAUUUAUCAAGUCGAAAUGCAUCCAGUGAGAGUGUCGAUCCCGUCGUUUCGUUCAGAAAACAACUCGAUCGAAAAAGGAUACACGGUCUUUAAAAUUGACGUGCUGAUGAAUGGCAGACAGCACACUGUUGAGAAACGCUACAGUGAAUUCCACGCUUUACAUAAAAUGCUAAAGAAGAGCAUAAAGCCGCCCGAGAUCCCUUCAAAACACGUUAGAAACUGGGUUCCUAAAGUCCUGGAGCAGAGGAGGCAAGGUCUGGAGCUCUACCUGCAGACUAUAAUUAUGGAAAAUGAGGUUCUUCCAAAGAUAUUUCUGGAUUUCCUGAAUAUCCGCCACUUUCCUUCAGUGCCAAAAACAGAAAGCUGUGGGUCGUUUGAUACAGAAUCGGAGGAGUCAAGUAAACUUUCACAUCAGCCAGUCAUGCUGUUUCUGAGAGACCCCUACCUGCUGCCAUCUGCACAUGAUGCAUUUUCUAAUGUUGUGAUUGAAGGCGUGAUACAUGGAGUUUUCUACCCAGAUCUUCAACCAAGGUAGAGUUGCAGAGCCAAAUCUGAGGAAAUGUCACGACAAACAGAUGCUUCAUGUUUUUACACCAUUGUAGGUGUGCAUCAGCAAGUACAUAACAUGUUAAGAUACACUGAGCCCCAUUCGUAAAGCAUAUAACAAAAAUGUAUACAUUGGUGCCUAGUCUGGCACACUGGCACCACAUUUUAUAACAUGAAAACAUAAUCUAUCGUCCUUACACCAUCAACAUCCUUACACAAAUUACCAUCAUUUGUUAUGAAGUUCCAUAAUAUUGACCUGCAUUUCAAUGAAUUUGCCUGAUUCUCUUUAGAAAAGAAUUUUUUUGUCAGCUAUAAAAUUAAACUAUAUGUGAUUCAUCUAGGCAGGUUAACUUAAAAACAUUACAGUCAAAAAAAUUAGGAAAAAAUGUCAAAAUCAAGACGAUUAUUUUUGCGACGAUAGUGCUUAAUAUGCCGUAAUAAAUGAUUUUAUAUGGAGAUAAUGAGUGGAAUAAACAUGUUGGAUAAAAACUGGAAAUAGAGGAUGAUUAAAGUGGGGGAGAGCUAGAGUGUUUUUUUGUUUGUUUGUUUUGUUUUGGUUUUUUUUGUUCAGAGAGAGUAUAGUCAGUAAGUACCAUAAGUUAUUGAAUGGUUCUCCAGCUCUGUGGAACUAGAAGGGAAUGCUAACAUCAGCUGGACUGAAGAGACAGAGAAGCGUUUUUGGCUUGUGAGGACAAAGCACAGGGCUGGGGUGCAGAGCUGGAUCGUGGCCCGCAAACAGGGAGGUGCCACCACAUUUAAUCUCUUUUUUGAGCUGCCAAAUGGAGCCAGCCGAGGGAGUGUAAUGGGCCAACGUGGAUGGAUUUUUGAAGAGGGUGCUCUGGUGGAGUUGACAGCAAUAUGCCACAUGAGAGGGUGGAAAUAAUUUAAGCUUUUUGAGGAGGUCACAGCAGUGAUAUGGACCUUCUUUACUGAGCAUCAGAUGUCUGUGAAGGAGAUUUGUGAAGCUACUGGCUGAGCAACUCCAUUUGAUUUGAGAUUUUGGACACAGAGACCCUUUGAAAUGUAACCAUGACAGAUUGUGGCAUAACCUGUGAGAGAAAAGACAUGUUUAGCUUGAGAUGGGUGUUACUGGAGCUGUAGAAACAAAUGUUGACAGAGAAAUUAAGAGAGGAUUAGUGUGACGUGUCCAUUUCUUACUUAUGCCUCUGUGCUUCCUUCACUUGCAUAUCUUCCUCCUUCUACAGCUCUGCCCACAUAUGACAUAGGAGGGAAAGAAGCAGUGAGAUAUGAGCCUUGAAGAACAGCCUGGUGGAACUAAUCACAGGGUUUGGACUGCUAUUGCCAUUCCAUACUACACUCAAGCUCUCUCCUACUUAAACCAAAAAAUCUUAGUAUGACAUUAUAAUCUAGCUGUAGUCUGUACAAAAUAAUGGUAACUCAAGCGUAAAUCCCUUAAUUACUGACCAGAGCUGACACUAACCUGUUUUUUUUAUAUUGUCCCAAAUCUCAUUAAAACCAGCUUCAGACUCUGCACAAACACCGUCUCAGUAGCUGUAGGCACAGGUAGAUUUUCACAGGGUUUCACUUUGUGCUUUGGAAAUGAGGGUCAUGUUGAUGGUAACAUUUGGCUGAAGGCCAGUACCUAACACUAAUACCAGUCAUUUUGCAUUUAAUGUUGAAUUUAUACAUAACAUAGAAGGCCAGUUUUUCAGCUGUGGCGAGUAGAGGCCAUCGUGUAAAGGGAUGAGAGUGGGAGAGGUGGUGAUUUAAACCACAACCAGUAAAAUAUUGUGCAAUAUGAAAUAAAAUAGUGUUUAUGUUGGUCCCUGUAAAUGAUUGUCUGUGAAACUACAACUCAUCUCCUGUUGUGAACACUGUAAUUGACUUGUAGUGAAGCAUUAUGUUGCAUGUCACUUCACGAACACUACAUGACUACAUGAACACUUGUCUGACAUGCCUUUAGUGUUUUCUUAUGUGACUGGACCUCCACUACAGCACAGUGACACAACUACACAUUCAAGUUAAAUGACUCUUGAACAAUUAACCUCAACUAAACAGAUCACGAUUCUAUGUUUUAACAAAGUAAAUAAUUUCCUUGCAGAUUUAUAUGUAUUUAUAUUAUGUAACAUUGUACCCUUCGUGCUCUGAAUAUGUGAAAAGUGUCAUUAAUGUGCCAUAAUGUCAACCUACAGUGAACACUGGAAUUCUACUGUAGCACUUUAAAAUGGGCGACAUGUAAAAAUACUGACACCAAUAAAAUCCAUCAUUUCCACAAUA
Lates calcarifer (barramundi perch) is the source of this 2911-nucleotide messenger RNA. RefSeq names its product sorting nexin 24 (gene snx24). NCBI's taxonomy places the organism in Eukaryota, Metazoa, Chordata, Actinopteri, Centropomidae. Gene Ontology annotation, molecular function: phosphatidylinositol phosphate binding. The transcript is spliced from 7 exons. The coding region runs from base 144 to 662 and encodes 172 amino acids. The record is from RefSeq and is a predicted model, not a curated record.